This is a messenger RNA of Ochlerotatus camptorhynchus, 1745 nucleotides long. RefSeq names its product luciferin 4-monooxygenase-like. Gene Ontology annotation, molecular function: long-chain fatty acid-CoA ligase activity. The transcript has 3 exons. Gene Ontology annotation, biological process: fatty-acyl-CoA biosynthetic process; long-chain fatty acid metabolic process. The record is from RefSeq and is a predicted model, not a curated record. NCBI's taxonomy places the organism in Eukaryota, Metazoa, Arthropoda, Insecta, Diptera, Culicidae. Bases 104 to 1729 code for a protein of 541 amino acids.
AUUCUAAACAUUAGCACUUUGAUCGGUUGAUUGAGUAAUAAGCAACAGCGAAGAGGUGCGCUUCAAAGUUCAGUCCCUCCGGGUUACAAAAUAGUACUCGAACAUGACCCCGGUUGACAGCGAAACAGCGAUCGUUUACGGAGGCCCAGACCCAGCGGAUUUACUGCACGAUGGUUCUCUGGGCGAGAUGAUGAUCAAAGAGCUGAAGCUAAGACCGACCAACAUCGGGCUGAUCGAUCCGGUAUCGGAGACGGAGCUAUGUUAUCAGCAAAUUUUGGUCCAAUCGGUGAAAGUGGCGAAUAGUUUACUAAAUCUUGGGGUGAAGAAGACGGAUACGGUGGCUAUCGUUAGCCAUAAUUGUCUGGAUUAUGCUUUUGCCAUGUUUGGGACGAUUUUUGUUGGGGCACCUUUGGCGCAGUUCAAUCCUGGAUAUUUACAAACUGAAUUGACACACGCUCUCAACAUGACAAAACCGAAAGUAAUCUUCGUCUCGCCAGAAGUAGCCCAGAUGGUAAUCACCGUUAACCAAAAGCUACAAUGCGCUGAGAAGAUCAUCACAUUCGGAAACAGCAUUUAUAACAUGCCAGAAGUAAUCCCUUUCAAAGAUCUCCUAAGUCAAAAAGUUGAAACUGACACCAUAAACCCAGAACCAGUCGACAAACAGAACCACGUAGCUUUGAUCUUACUUUCCUCCGGUACGACCGGUCUACCGAAGGGUGUUCAACUGACACAUGCCAACAUAAUGACAACGAUCGCCCAUUCAAAAGAAGCAGCCAAAUUGCUCGAUCUUCCCGAUCAGCUAGUAGCUUUGGCAGUGACCCCUCUCUUCCACGUUCUGGCUAGCGUCGGACUGAUCAACAUGGUCACCAACAACUGUCGCUGCGUGCUGAUGCCCAAAUUCGAUGCACAUCUGUUUUUGAACAGCAUUCAAAAGUAUAAGGUCAAUCUGAUGUCGGUGGUUCCACCGUUGAUGGUGUUCCUAGCGAAGCAUCCCAUGGUGGACAACUACGAUCUGUCAUCGCUGAUGACGUUGUUCUGCGGAGCAGCUCCGUUGAGUAAGGAGAUCGAAGAUCAAGUGCGGGACAGGUUGGGUAUUGCUUUUGUGCGACAGGGAUAUGGCAUGACGGAGACUACCUAUGUGAUGCUGAUGCAGACAGGAUUCGAGAAUAAACCCGGUUGUGUCGGGAAGGUGCGCAUGGGCCAAUGGGCGAAGGUGAUCGAUCCGGAUAGUGGAAAAGUGCUGGGACCAAACCAAAGAGGCGAGCUGUGCUUCAAGGGAUCGUUAAUUAUGAAGGGCUACGUCGGGAAGGAGGAAAGUGCCGUUGAUCGAGAUGGUUGGUUGCAUACAGGGGACAUUGGGUUCUACGAUGAGGAUGAAGAUUUCUUCAUCGUGGAUCGAAUUAAGGAGUUGAUAAAGUACAAAGGAUUCCAGGUUCCACCGGCUGAACUAGAAGCGGUACUGUUGAAACAUCCCAAAGUGAAGGACGCCGCUGUCAUUGGGAUACCGGACGAACGUGUUGGUGAACUGGCGACGGCGUUCGUUGUAAAGGAGCCUGGUGAAGAUGUUACUGAGGAAGAGGUAAGCUCAUUUGUGGCAAAGGAAGUAUCGCUGCAGAAACAACUUCACGGAGGUGUUAAAUUUAUCGACGAAGUGCCUAAGACAGCUACCGGUAAGAUUCUGCGCAGAAAACUUAAGGAUUUGGUACCUUCCGUUAAAGCAAAGCUUUAAACGGUUGGUGUUUCUA